Aspergillus puulaauensis is the source of this 1638-nucleotide messenger RNA. Its product is annotated as putative amino acid permease. Gene Ontology annotation, cellular component: membrane. Gene Ontology annotation, biological process: transmembrane transport; amino acid transport. The transcript is spliced from 4 exons. Gene Ontology annotation, molecular function: transmembrane transporter activity. NCBI's taxonomy places the organism in Eukaryota, Fungi, Ascomycota, Eurotiomycetes, Eurotiales, Aspergillaceae. Bases 1 to 1638 code for a protein of 545 amino acids. The record is from RefSeq and is a predicted model, not a curated record.
AUGGCCCCCAAAGACGCCUCCCAAUGGCCCCCAGCAGCACUCCACGAAAGCGCCAUAGAGUCCGGUUCUAACCACGAUGUUGCCGAUGCGAUCCUGGAGAACCUGGGCUACACCCCCGAGCUGUCUCGAAACCGAUCCACCUGGAACGUCGUGUUCAUGUCCUUUAUCCUCGCCUCCGUCCCCUACGGUCUCUCCACCACCUUCUACUAUGCCCUGGCCGGCGGCGGUCCCGCGAAUAUCAUCUGGGGCUGGGUCCUCGUAUCCCUGAUCAUCCUGUGUGUAGCGGCCUCGCUGGCCGAGAUCACCUCGGUGUUCCCCACGGCUGGCGGUGUCUACUACCAGACCUUCGUUCUCUCGCCCGUCUGGUGUCGCCGUAUCUCGUCCUGGGUCUGCGGUUGGGCCUACGUUGCCGGGCAGAUCAUGAUCACCCUCGCCGUGAACUUUGGGUCAACCCAACUGUUCAUUUCCUGCCUGAAUGUCUUCCCCGGAAAGGAAGAAGGCAUGGGCCUGACCGACAACUGGGGCGCCUGGGAGACCUACGUGAUCUUCCUUGCGGUUACUCUUGUUUGCCAUGCGGUCCCGGCUUUUGGAAAUAGGUGGCUCCCUUGGUUGGAGUCUUUUGCCAUCUUCUGGACUCUGGCUGGUGUUAUUGCCAUUGACGUCUGUCUCCUGGUUCUUGCCAGAGAGGGCAGACGCAACGCCAAAUGGGUGUUUGGCCACUUUGAGCCCCAGACCGGAUGGCCGGCUGGCUGGUCUUUCUGUAUUGGUCUCUUGCAAGCUGCCUAUGCGACUUCGUCCACGGGAAUGAUCAUCACAAUGUGCGAGGAGGUCCGUCAACCAGCCAUCCAAGUGCCCAAGGCCAUGGUCGGAACCAUCUGUAUCAACCUCUUCGCCGGUCUGGUCUUCCUCAUCCCCGUCGUCUUCGUCAUGCCCGACUUGGCCUACCUGGCCAACCUUGCAUCCGGCCAGCCCGUCCCGGCCAUCUUCGCCUCAGCCAUCGGAAACUCCGUCGGAGCGUUCCUGCUCCUCCUCCCGCUCCUCAUCCUGGGUCUUAUCUGCGGUAUUGGCUGUGUCACUGCGACGUCCCGCUGCACAUGGGCGUUCGCUCGUGACGGUGCUAUUCCCGGAUCCCAAUGGUGGCGCACCGUGAACAAGAAGCUCGACGUUCCCCUCAACGCCAUGACGCUGGGUAUGGUUAUCGAGCUGCUGUUUGGCUUGAUCUACUUCGGCUCCACCGCUGCGUACAACGCCUUCUCCGGUGUUGGUGUCAUCCUCCUCACGCUCAGCUACGCCUGCCCAAUCGCUGUCUCAUUGAUCCUCCGAAAACGGGAAGACAUCAAGCACGGCAACUUCGAUCUCGGCGCCCUCGGCGUCUUCUGCAACAUCGUUGCCCUUCUGUGGACCGUCAUUGCCAUCCCCCUCUUCAGCAUGCCGACGCUCAUGGAAGUCACCCCCGACACCAUGAACUACGCCUCUGUCGUCUUCGUCGGCUUCGUCGCCAUGUCUGCAGUCUGGUACUGGGUAUGGGGACACAAGAACUACGUUGGCCCUCCAACUGACGCGGUCGACCCCGAGGUCGACCGCACGUCAACGCCGUCGGAUACCCCGGCCAAAACAACGACGCCGAAGAAUCUUUAA